Molecule: messenger RNA, 2684 nt
Organism: Oncorhynchus tshawytscha (Chinook salmon)
Lineage: Eukaryota; Metazoa; Chordata; Actinopteri; Salmoniformes; Salmonidae
Product: discs large homolog 1-like protein
Exons: 21
Coding region: 55-2538 (827 amino acids)
Biological process (GO): chemical synaptic transmission; neurotransmitter receptor localization to postsynaptic specialization membrane
Cellular component (GO): neuron projection; neuromuscular junction; postsynaptic density membrane
Molecular function (GO): kinase binding
Source: RefSeq, a predicted model, not a curated record
AGAGAGAGAGAGAGAGAGAAACCAUGAUGGAGGUGCCCAGGCACUGACAACACUAUGACACCCAGCAUCAAGCACUCGGAUUGUUUUACACCAAUGUUGUGCCACUGUAAAGUAGCAUGCACCAACAGCACCAUCUCGCUUAUGUUCGGAUGCAAGAAGUACAGGAUUCAGGAUGAAGAUAGUUCCACCCCCCAUCAGGACCAAGGUCAGUCCCAGGCCUGUCCUCAGCACCCCUACCCUGGCUUGGAGGGCAGAGAGAGGGAGCUGCCGUGUAGCCACCACGGGACCCUCCGCAGCCACCAUGGAACCCUGGACAGGCACCACCACAACAGGGGGGAGAGAGAAGGCACGGAGGGCAGGGGAGAGGGACUGCCAGAGCUGGCCCAGGUAGCAGAGAAGAAACUGUCCCGAAUAGAGAACGUUCACGGAAACGUCUCCCAUGCACACAUCUCUCCUACGAAGGCAAACCCACCUCCAGUGGUGGUCAACACAGACAGUUUGGACACCCCCCCAUACGUGAAUGGAACAGAAGCAGAUUAUGAGUAUGAGGAGAUCACCCUGGAACGGGGUAACUCGGGGUUGGGCUUCAGUAUUGCGGGGGGGACAGAUAACCCCCACAUUGGAGAAGAUCCCAGUAUCUUCAUCACCAAGAUCAUCCCUGGAGGAGCUGCAGCUCAGGACGGAUGCCUCAGAGUGAAUGACUGCAUCUUGAGAGUAAACGAGGAAGACGUGAGGGAUGUGACCCACAGUAAGGCCGUGGAGGCCCUAAAAGUGGCCGGCUGCAUCGUCAGGCUCUACGUCCGCAGGAGAAAAGUCCUCUCAGAGAAGAUCAUGGAGCUCAAACUAGUCAAAGGUCCUAAAGGGCUAGGGUUCAGUAUUGCGGGGGGAGUAUGGAACCAACACAUUCCAGGCGACAACAGCAUCUAUGUCACCAAGAUCAUUGAGGGAGGGGCUGCACACAAAGACGGGAGGUUGCAAAUAGGAGACAAACUAUUGGCUGUAAACAGCGCUUGUCUUGAGGAGGUGAGUCACGAGGAUGCCGUGGAGGCCUUGAAAAACACCCCCGAUGUGGUUUACUUGAAAGUGGCGAAACCCACCAGUGUCUUCAUGAACGACAGCUUCGCUCCGCCCGACAUCACCAACUCAUAUUCCCCUCACAAGGACAACCAUAUCAGCCCGUCCAACUACCAUAGCCAGCCCCAUACCCCCGACACACCCGGACGCUACUCACCCAUCCCCAAGAGCAUAUUGGGAGACGACGAGAUCACAAGGGAGCGCAGGAAGGUGGUGUUACACCGUGGCUCUACAGGCCUGGGUUUUAACAUAGUAGGAGGAGAGGAUGGAGAGGGAAUCUUUAUUUCCUUUAUCCUGGCUGGUGGACCUGCUGACCUCUGUGGAGAGCUCCGGAAAGGAGACCGCAUCAUCUCAGUAAACGGGGUUGAGCUCCACAGUGCAACCCAUGAGCAGGCAGCUGCUGCUCUGAAGAACGCUGGACAGACGGUCAACAUCGUAGCCCAGUACAGGCCAGAGGAAUACAGUCAGUUUGAAGCCAAAAUUCAUGAUCUUCGGGAGCAGAUGAUGAACAGUAGAAUCAGCUCAGGCUCUGGCUCUCUACGGCCCAGCCAGAAAAGAACGCUCUACGUCAGGGCCCUGUUUGACUAUAACAGGACAAAGGACUCUGGGAUGCCCAGCCAGGGGCUUAACUUCCACUUUGGAGACAUCCUUCACGUGGUGAACGCCUCCGAUGACGAGUGGUGGCAGGCGAGGCACAUGACCCACGAAGAAGAGGUAGAUGAGGUCGGAGUCAUCCCCAGCAGGAGGAGGGUAGACAGAGCGCGGUUAAAGACUGUCAAAUUCAAUGCCAGGUCUCAAGACAAAGGGGUCCCUGACAACAAAGCACUGAGUGGCCAGGAGGAGUACGUCCUGUCCUAUGAGCCGGUCACACAGCAGGAAGUGAACUACACACGACCCGUCAUCAUCCUGGGGCCAAUGAAGGACCGUAUCAACGAUGACCUCAUCUCAGAGUUCCCUGACAAAUUUGGAUCCUGUGUCCCACACACGACCAGACUAAAACGGGAUUACGAGGUGGAUGCCAGAGACUACCAUUUUGUGGUGUCCAGGGAGCAGAUGGAGAAAGACAUCCAGGAUCACAAGUUCAUCGAGGCAGGCCAGUACAACAACCACCUGUAUGGAACCAGCAUCCAGUCUGUACGGGAGGUCGCUGAGAAGGGGAAGCAUUGCAUCCUGGAUGUUUCAGGCAACGCCAUCAAACGACUACAGUCGACCAUGCUCUACCCCAUCGCUAUUUUCGUCAAGCCCAAGUCUGUGGAGAACAUCCUAGAGAUAAAUAAGAGGCUAACAGAGGACCAGGGGAGGAAGACGUUUGACAGAGCCAUAAAACUGGAGCAGGAGUUCACUGAGCACUUCACUGCUAUAGUCCAGGGGGACUCUCUGGAGGAGAUCUACAACACGGUGAAAAUCAUCAUCGAGGAGCAGUCAGGACCCUUCAUCUGGGUGCCUGCCAAGGAGAAAUUGUGAAAGGAGUGAAAGGAGGACAGAAGAGAGUACCCUUAUUUUCUUUAAGUGGUCUUCAUGUCUUCUCUGAUUUUACGUCUUUUUAUUUUUACCAUCCUGGCCUGCUGUGACCGCUGGCCCUCUUGCCCGGAGCUUAGCACCCCCCUACA